Molecule: messenger RNA, 4637 nt
Organism: Petromyzon marinus (sea lamprey)
Lineage: Eukaryota; Metazoa; Chordata; Hyperoartia; Petromyzontiformes; Petromyzontidae
Product: reticulon-1-A-like
Biological process (GO): endoplasmic reticulum tubular network formation; brain development; neuron differentiation
Cellular component (GO): postsynaptic density; endoplasmic reticulum membrane; axon
Source: RefSeq, a predicted model, not a curated record
UCUCUCUCGCCCUGAGAUUCAAUUCGCCGGCGCAGCUCGCAAUCCCUCCCACGAACGAGCACAGAGACACACGCACGCACGUGCACACACACACACACACCCUGUCUAGCUAACACACACACCCUGUCUUACUAACACACACACUCUCCCCUCCACUGCCACAGAACGUACGCCACGAGCAUUCAUAUCAUCUCUCUCUCUCGUGAUCGCGAGCUGUCCCCUUUUUUGUACGAUUGUAUAUUUAAACAUAAUAGCACGAUUGUAUAAAAUUAUCACGUAAAUAAUUCAGCAAAUUCGCCAUCGUUCUGUUGAUAUCGCAUCAAAGCUAAGCCGUGCAUUGAUCUCGUUUCAUUAAGCACAUACAUUGUCAUCAUCGUUUUAAAUCGUUGCAAUUGUAUUAGCCCGUGCAUGUAUAUUGUAAGAGCGUAGUGUAAGAGUGAAUUUGAUUUUUUAAAGAAUUAAAUUGGUGGGGGGGGGGGGCUGCUAUGGAAGGAGACGGCGCCUCCGCUUGGAUUUCGGAUCGAGCCUCCACCAAGGAUGGAGCCACCCAGCAGGAGACGGAACCGCAGAAGCAUCAAGAGGCGGCUCCGUGGUCCGGGCGUGAUCAGCAUCGCUCAGACUCGCCGGACAUCACAUAUGCUGCCGCCGACACCACAUCCUUCUCUGGCAAAGACCCCACGGGAGAGGGGUCUCCUACCCCACUCGGCACCUCUUCACAGAGGCCCCCUCGGCAUCCCCACGACUCUGACUCCGACCACAACGAUGAAGACGAAGAUGACGACGAUGAUGACGCCGAUUCCAUCUUAGACCUCGUCAACCCAUCGCAAGCGGUGUACCGGCCCCAUGGCUCCAGUCUACGGGACCUGGGGGGCCUGGACGACCUUGGGGUCGAGGGGAUCGGGGCUGAGCGAAGCCUCGAUGAGGCCGUGAAGGGGGUAGCCGUGAAGGAGGUUGGCGCCUCCCCCCGUCGCGAUGUCCGUGAUGGUGGGUACGGGGAUGCCAAGGUGGAUGAUGGUGAUGAAGAUGACGAGGUGGAUGAGGAGGUGGAUUUGUACAGAGCCGGGCCCCAGGGUGCCGGAGGGAAAGAGGAGGUGCAGGGAUGGACCGCGGACAGAGGAGGGGUGACCGAGGCGUUGCGUGAUGUGGUGGAGCUGCUGCUGUGGCGGGAGCCGCUGCGCUCGGGCGCCGUGUCCGCGACGCUGCUCGGGUUCCUGCUGGCGCUCACCACGUGGAGCAUCGUGAGCGUGCUGGCCUACGGCUCGCUCGCCGUGCUCUCGCUCACCCUCACGCUGCGCGUCUACCGCUGCCUGCUCAAGGCCGUGCAGAAGUCCGACGCCCCCCAUCCCUUCCAGGAGUACCUGGACAAGGACCUGGCAGUGAGCCCCGAGGUGGCGCGCAAGUACUCGGAUGCGUCGCUGGCGCGGGUGAACCGCACGCUGCGCGAGCUGCAGCGCCUCUUCCUGGUUCAUGACCUCCUCGACUCCAUCAAGUUUGCCGUGUUCGUCUGGCUGUUGACCUACGUGGGUGCCAUCUUCAACGGCCUCACCAUCGUCAUCAUUGUUGUGGUGGGGCUCUUCACCAUCCCCGUUGUUUAUGAGAAGCACCAGGCGCAGAUUGACCAGUACGUUGAGCUGAUCCGUGGUCACAUCAACGGCUUCGUGGCCAAGGUUCAAGCCAAAAUCCCUGGAUCCAAACGCAAGGAAGAGUAGUCAAGUCGAAGCAUACUUCACCUUCCCACGUCCCCAUCUUAACACCCUUUAACCCUUCUCUUCAUCGCCCCCCCCCCCACCUAUCCUUCUCAAAAUCUCUCAACCCCCACCCACCAACUCUCCCCCAAUUUGCCUCUCCGCCUCGGACAAACCCACGUCUACUACGCUCUUCCUCCGAACGCCCGCCCGCGCGAGCACACACACACACACGUUCACACGGCACACACGCGGUUGGUUCACUCGUGCGGUUCACGCCUGUAUUUUUCAUUCGUUCAUUCAUCCAAUCGGCUCAUUCAUCGUUCUCUACUUAUUCUCCCCCCCUCCCCCCACCAUGACGCAAAAUACAAUCCGAUGCUGUUCUUGCUGUUGUCGCUGUGACGGCUAUCACGUGGCUGGACUCGCAAUCCCAGGAGUCGUGCCUGUUCGACUCCAUCUACCCGGCGCGGCCGUUGAAACGAUUUAGGCGGGUUUCGAGGAAUCCCUUCCCACCCUCUGGGCCCCAUCCACCACUGUGAACGGGUAAACACCACAGUGUUGGUGCAACGACAGGCCGCCUCGUGUGGUGGGGUAAAGUGUGGGUAGCUCCCCAACACCCCCCCUCCCUUCUCCCCCCACCACUCUCUUCCGAUAUGCUCGGCCAGCGUGGAAGAGCAUGCCACAAUACCAUGCUUUGCCAGAGCUCCCCCUUUAUCCAGCAGUGGCACGGGCACGCGCUUGCAGGGCAGCACCUUGACCCCCUGCCACGUGACGUAAUCGACAAAGGGUCCGCGAUGGACCCACGUAUGGUCAGACCCUUGGGUUUGUGCAGACGGGCCGACACCGUUUGUGAAAUGCACGUGGUGGCAGUGGUGGCGUUUGCUGUGUGGCCUCGCCGAUUCGUGAAAAUGAUGAGACUCUAAUCCUGCACACACCUGAGUUGUCACCUGGGUUAAAACAAAGUCCAACUUGUGGUUGGCAUGCGGGUGCCAUGGUGUGCGUGGCACACGUUAACCACUUGCGCCACUGCUCCCCAUACGAGGACAAAGAUCCCUCGUGAAGCCUUAACAGACUGUUGGGGCAAGUACUGUUAGCGAGCACACACACGCAUGCAUGCAUACACAAGGACAAAGGUCCCCCGUAUAGCCUUGACAGACUUUUGGAGCAAGCACACACACAUCCUCGCACGUGCAUGCAAAUUGCUACUCUCUACCGUUGGGAGAUGCUCGCUGCGUUGUGAGAUGAACCGGCAAGGGGGUGGGAGGUGGUGGUGGGAGGAUGAUGCAACAACGAUCCCCCAAGCGAUUGAGAUUGAAUCGUCAAUGGAAUCGUUCGGUUAUUAAUGCCCAGCUCACUCGUCGAGUCGUGCGUGUGUGUGUGCGUGCGUAGGAGAACGACGACCGUAAUCGAUUUGCGGUGUUAACGGUGACCUGCAGUGCUCCACGAGAGAACGUAAUCGGGAGUAAUUUAGCGACGUUUGUACGACGUUUGUCUGUGCGCAAUCCACUGCUGGAUGAAGGGCCUCUCCCAUGCCUGAUGUGCCGGUGCAGGUUUGUGAAAGUGGGGGCGGGCGCAUUAAGGUUCGAGUCGAGUACAGCACAUCAAUGGUUUUAUUUUCUUGCCACCCCCCUGUGACGACACAAUGGGCUCAGUGACGUGUUUGAUGACCCGCGUGACUGGCUCGUGGAAACUGCAUGGCCACCGCCACUAUCGAUUCUGCACACACACACCUUAAAAUCAAUAAAUAAAAAUAGAAUCGUGAGCCGAUUCGUCGAAUUCUGUAAAGGCAAUGGAUAGUUACAUGGGCCAGAGGAUUACGGUUUAAAUUCAAUGUAGUAAUAAUAUUAAUAGUUACAAAUCAAUAGAAUACUUGUCAACCCAUACGGUUUAACCCCGUAUUCUUGAGGCAAAUUGAGCUUUCAGGUCCAUACGGCGUACAGCCGUUUCAAUGCGGGGCAAACAUGUUUCUGUCGAUUUGUGCUUUCUCCCUUAUGAUGGGACUUUGUAGGACGAACGUUGAGAUUUAUAAGGGGCACGGGGUGAACAACAACAAUGUCUGAAUUGUUCUGUAGUAAGGUAGCGCACUGAUCAGGGGGGGUUACAGGCAUGCAAUGGCCCGCCGCAGUUUCUCACGUGCGCGAGGUGUCCACAAAGGGGAGGUUUGUGGGAGUAGCCACCGGGGUUGAUCUUUGAUCGACGCGAGCAUGCACGAGGCCGCGUGUAUGCGCAGGUUUUUGUCAGUUGCCACGUGCGCGCGACUAGAACGCGCUGUGACGUCACAACCCAGCCUAGCGCAACGGACGGCACCGUUACCAAUCGGUUUCCCCCACCACUAUACCACCCCCCCUCUCCCCCCAUACCCACCCCCUGUAACCCCUCCCCCCCCUUCCCAACACCUCUCUCUGAAAACCUCAAAACUUAUCAUGACAAGCAAAAAAAAAUCAAACAAAAACCUCCCAGCGGAUUUUCAUGUUUCUUCCCUCUAUCCGUGUUUAGUACACGACCCCCCCAGCUGCCCCGUAUAUUUCAGUAGAAAUUGAAUGACUUUCAUCAUGGCCAUAACGUAAUGAUUUUGAGUCCACGUGGCCACAACCUUCUUGACGCGUUCGUGUAUACCCUGGAAUGUUUAAUCUCGUCGUUUAAAACAUAACAUUUUUAUUUUGUUUGGUUCUGCUGAUGUUCUUAUCGUGCUGCGGUUUGUUAUGUCCGGUUGUAAAGAUGCUAGCUGAUUUGACGGUAUUAUAUUAUUUUCUAGCUAUUUCUUUCUUUCUCUCGCUGUUUUAAUGCGUGCGAUGAUGAUUAUAGUUGUGAUGUCGACGAUCGAUGAUGACGACGACGACGACGACGUUAAUGAUGACGUGGAAUUGUUCCUCUUCCCCGUGUUGUGCUGACAAUGGAACGUGGAUUUCGUUUGUCUCGAAAAAUAAAAAAAGGAAAGCUAAUGAAACGGGG